Messenger RNA from Pistacia vera, 1114 nucleotides. RefSeq names its product 54S ribosomal protein L17, mitochondrial. Gene Ontology annotation, molecular function: structural constituent of ribosome. The coding region runs from base 160 to 855 and encodes 231 amino acids. NCBI's taxonomy places the organism in Eukaryota, Viridiplantae, Streptophyta, Magnoliopsida, Sapindales, Anacardiaceae. Gene Ontology annotation, cellular component: mitochondrial large ribosomal subunit. The record is from RefSeq and is a predicted model, not a curated record. The transcript is spliced from 7 exons.
CUCUGUUCGUCUUCACUACUCUAGGGUUUAAGUAGGGCUUUUGGAAGCUAAUGAAAUUUUAUUCAAAGUAUAAAUAAAAAGUACAAUUUCUCACUCUCCAACAAGCAUUUUUCUAUUUAUUUUCUUUAAAAUUUAUGAGUUUCUAUCCGUAGAUCCAUAAUGCAGCGAUCGUUAACAUCGCUGGUUCGUCCUCUCGUGGCAAAGAGAGGGUUUAGCACGAACUCUGAGAAAAUCGUUGCAUCCGUGCUGUUUGAGAGAUUACCUGUUGUUAUUCCAAAAAUAGACCCCGUAGUUUACGCAUUCGAAGAGUUCUCGUUUCGGUGGAGAAAUCAAUUUCGCCGCAGAUAUCCGGAUGAAUUCUUAGAUAAGUCUGAUUCUAGGGGAAAAGGUGACUACCAAAUGGACUAUGUUCCAGCUCCUCGGAUUACUGAAGCUGACAAAACGAAUGAUAGAAAAUCAUUACAGAGAGCACUUGACAGAAGACUGUAUCUUCUUCUCUAUGGCAAUGCUUAUGGAGCUCCCGAUGGUAAGCCUUUUUGGCAUUUUCCAGAAAAAGUAUACGAAUCUGAGGAGACAUUGCGCAAGUGUGCAGAGCUUGCUUUAGAAUCUGUCCUCGGAGACCUUUCCCGCACUUAUUUUGUUGGAAAUGCUCCUAUUGGUCAUAUGGUUGUACAGCCUACUGACAAAGGGCAAGAUUAUCCAUCUUUUAAGCGAUUCAUCUUUAAGUCUCAAGUGAUUGCAACCAACAAGUUUAAUAUUGGGAAGUCUGAGGAUUAUCUUUGGGUGACCAAGGAUGAGCUUUUGGAGUAUUUCCCUGAGCAAGCUGAAUACCUUAACAAGAUGAUCAUCAGCUGAUGAGGUUUGCCAGAAUGAGUUUUGUCAGUCUAGAUGAAAAGUUCAAGGCGACAGGGAGAGUAUGAGCUGCAGAUCACCAUUAUGCUGUCUAGAUGAACUCUUUUUUUUUUUUUUUUUGGACUAUGGGAUAUUUGGAAUCUGUUGUUCUAUUUAUAUUUCUCCUCUCAUCUGCUUUCCUAUCUUGAAACUUAUAAAUUUUGGUCGUGACUAAAUUCUGUAUUUGGAUGGCUUUAUAUCAUAGUUUAGUUCUGCGGAUGUA